Messenger RNA from Sinocyclocheilus anshuiensis, 2522 nucleotides. RefSeq names its product importin-4-like. The transcript is spliced from 20 exons. Gene Ontology annotation, biological process: protein import into nucleus. The record is from RefSeq and is a predicted model, not a curated record. NCBI's taxonomy places the organism in Eukaryota, Metazoa, Chordata, Actinopteri, Cypriniformes, Cyprinidae. Gene Ontology annotation, molecular function: protein binding. The annotation marks the transcript as partial.
GCUGUAUUAAAGCAUAAACUCCUGCAGCCAAUCCUGCAAGUAGUGUUUCCAAUCUUGAGUGCAGCGCCCCCUCCUGGAGAAGAGGACCCAGAGGAUGAGGAAAACGACACUGAGGGCUUUGCUGUUCAGGUCAUUGACACCAUGGCUCUUCAUAUGCCACCUGAAAAACUCUUCAACCAGCUGUUGCCUUUCACUCAGGCAUGUUUAUCAAGUGAGAACUCAUAUGAGCGUAAAGGAGGUCUCAUGUGUAUGGCUGUGCUCGCCGAAGGCUGUGCAGAUCACAUCCGCACCAAGAUGUUGUCAUCCAUGCUUCAAACAGUGUGUCGCAGUCUGUCGGACAAGAACCAGGUGGUCCGUAGUGCAGCGCUCUUUGCCCUCGGACAGUUUUCUGAACACCUCCAGCCAGACGUCAGUAAAUUCCAUGCUGAGCUGAUGCCGUUGUUGCAUGGAUACUUGUCUUCAGUGAAUCAGACCAAAAUCGGCCACAUGACGAAGGCCUUCUACGCCUUGGAGAACUUCUUAGAGAACUUAGGUCAAGAAAUUGAGCCUUAUCUGCCCACUCUAAUGGAAACCAUGUUGUCAGCCCUUAACAAUGCAGAAAACCUUAAACUGAAAGAGCUUGCUGUCAGUGCAAUCGCUAACGCAGCCAAGAAGAUGCUAGUGCCUUACUUUCCUCCAAUUAUUGAGAGUCUGAAGGGAUUCCUGACAGACACAAGAGAGGAGAUGAGGGCUCUGCAGACACAGGCUCUAGACACACUUUCUGUGUUGGCCCGUACUGUUGGGAAGGAAGUGUUUAGUCCGUUGGCAGCGGAGUGUGUGCAGUUAGGUUUGAACCUCACUGAUGCAGUGGAUGAUCCAGACCUGCGGCGCUGCACGUAUAGCUUAUUCUCUGCUGUAUCUGAUGUGAGUCCUGACUGUCUGGCCCCUCAACUCACUCCCAUCACCACGGUGAUGCUGCUGUCACUCAGAUCCACAGAGGGUGUGACGGCUCAUUUAGAGGAAGAUAAACAAUUUGUGCUCCUGGAUGAUGAUGAUGCUGAUGAUGAAGGUGGAGAGGGCGAUGCUGUUUUGGAUGAAGAGGGAGAGACUGAGGUUGAUGACAGAGAUGUUGCAGGAUUCAGUGUGGAAAAUGCUUAUAUAGAUGAGAAAGAAGAUGCUUGUGAUGCUUUGGGUGAAAUCGCCUUCAACACGGGAGUGGCGUUCCAGCCCUUCCUGGAGUCCAGCUUCCAGCAGGUGUAUGAGCUCCGCGAUUUCCCACAUGAGGAUGUGAGGAGAGCUGCCUUUGGUGCCAUGGGACAGUUCUGCCGAGCUCAGCACAAAGUGUGGAAGGAAAACCCAACAGAGGCCAACCACCAGGCUCUGCAUAAGCUGUUGCAGGUGGUUUUGCCUUGUUUUCUGGAGGCGGUGAGACAGGACAGAGAGAGACAGGUGGUGAUGGCCAUACUGGAGUCCAUGAAUGCUGUCAUCAAAUCCUGCCAGGAGGAGGCGCUGCAGGCGCCAGGGAUACUGGCCGAAAUAAGUAACACCAUCAAAGAUGUACUGAAGAAAAAGACCGUGUGUCAGGAUGUAGGUGGGGAUGAAGCAGAUGAGGACGAGCAGCAGGUGGAGUAUGAUGCCAUGCUGCAGGAGUUUGCCGGUGAAGGGAUUCCUGUUUUAGCCUCUGCCGUACCAGCUGAAACUUUCUACCCUCACCUCAAUGACUUGCUGCCCCUCAUCAUGAGUAAAGCUAAAUCCUCAUGCACAGAGGCAGACCGCUCCUUCUCAGUUGGUACGAUUGGAGAAACCUUGCACUCAUUGGUGGAUGUGGCUGGAUGCAGGGUGGUAGCUGGCCGGCUGUCCAAUCGGCUGCUGCCAGUGCUAGUGGCCGGAGUGAAGGACAGUGAUGCAGAGGUCUUUCCUGCUCUCGUGGCUCGUCUCCCUCUGAAGGAGGACAUGGAGGAGAACAAAACCAUCUACAGCUGCCUGACCUUCCUCUACUCACACAACCCUGUGCUGGUUGUUCGUCAUCUCAGGCCAAUAAUAUCUGCUGCUGCUCAUCUGUUGGGCAUGAAGGAUGUUGAUAAUGAAACACGAAACACCCUACUCAUGCUGCUGAGAGGUCUAGCACAGCAUCACACCCAGGAAUUUGAGAGUGCGGUAAUCUCACUUCCUGAUGAACAGAGAAACAAAAUGACCAUGGCUGUCACUCAAUCAUAGCACCUGCCCCUUAUCCUAAGUAUCACCUUUCACAAGGCCUACCACUCUUGUGAAAGCCAGCCAAACUGAUAAUAGAUUUUUUAUUAUAUUAGAAAUGGGCUGAUUCAGUUAGCUGAGUAUGCUCUCACUGGUGUACUCUGCUUUCUGUAUUGCAGCAGAGACGUUGAGACUAAUUUCUCUUAAUUUAUUGCAGUGAUCACUUAUGCUUCUUGUCACUUUUAGUUUGUUUUACUGAGUUGUCUUUCAUUUAUUAUUUUUCUGUAUGUCUCAAUGAAUCUUCUGCAUUCCCAUCUGUAUUUAAUAUUCCAUGAAAUUCUGGCUUAAUA